Ogataea parapolymorpha DL-1 is the source of this 951-nucleotide messenger RNA. Its product is annotated as Heat shock protein 42. Lineage: Eukaryota; Fungi; Ascomycota; Pichiomycetes; Pichiales; Pichiaceae. Bases 1 to 951 code for a protein of 316 amino acids. The transcript has a single exon. The record is from RefSeq and is a predicted model, not a curated record. Gene Ontology annotation, biological process: response to heat; protein folding; protein complex oligomerization.
AUGAGCAUGGACCAGAUCAUUCAACAAUAUUUACGGGAUAUUAUCAACGAGCAGGGCUACAGGCCACAGCCUACUAGGUCAGCAUAUUACAUUCAACCUCAAUAUCCAUUUGGAUCUGGGUUCAGAAGAGGAUAUCCGCAGGUGCCGGUGUAUUACCCAUACGAGGAAUAUGAAGAGGACCAGGAUGCGGCUGAAGAUGAAAGUUCCAAUGACGAUGAGAGCGUUCAAUAUAGACUAGAAGAUCUAAUUGGCCCAUAUUUCACAAGAAAACUUGCCAGACCUAGUAGGAGAGAUAUCCCAUCUGUCGUCAAACAGAAUUCGCAAACGGCUAGGGAGAAAGUCACCAAAGACGCAGCCGCUGCUCCAACAGGCAAAAUAACCACACCAUCAGCAGCAGAACAACAGCAGCAGGUUUCACAAGCUUCUCCAAAGGAACCAAAACUAAAAAGAAGGAAUUCGACUGCGCUCAAUAUGCACGCUAAACAUAACGAACCAAAGAUCGAUCCCCUUCAAAUCUCUGCACCGCAGUUGAAGACGAAUCUACCAUUUUCCCCGGCUGUCAAUGUUUACGACUUCCCUGAUAACUACAUCAUUGCGUUGGCUUUACCAGGUGUGUCCAAAGAGUUUGUCGAUAUUGAAUUCCACCCUACGUCUUCAGAGUUGGUGAUAAAAGGUGAGGUGAAAAAUAAGUACUUGUCUGACGACUCCACGGUGGAUAAUUCCAAGAUACUACGCGUUUCUGAGCAGCGCUUUGGCUCAUUUGAACGAGUGAUUAAGCUACCUUCAGUUCCUGACGUGAAAGAAGAAGCCAUCAGUGCUAAAUUUCAUUUAGGUAUGCUGGAGAUCAAAGUUCCAAAAUUGAAGGAUUCUGAAAAGUUUAGGAAACCAAGAAAGAUCACCCUUGAGGAAAUUCCAGAUGAGGAGCUGGAAAGAGAAAGUCAAGCCUCUUAA